UCUCCCCGGGAGUAAAAGAUUAACGGACGGGCCAUUGAGAUGGGGUUCGAGUGGCCGUGUCAGUACAAUUUCCCUCCCUUCUUCACGUGGGCACAGCUGCGAGUGGGCUAAUGUGGGAGGGGUAGUUAGGUUACAGCCUAAUUUGGAUACUAGGCAAAAGCAACUGUCAGCAUGGAGCUCGUUGAUCCUGUCUUACUGUCGGCACAACAAGAUGUACACUAUGAAUUUAAUGGAAAUCCAAGAAAGUCCAUUGUUUAACAACAAGAAGAUUCAGCGAAAGUUGUGUUUGGAAUCUGUACAGGUGGUUCUAGAGGAACUCAGGAAAAAAGUGAAUCUUGAGAGGAUAGAUAAGAACAAAUUUAGGUUCCUGAUCAUGUGGAGGAGACCAGAUGAAUGGGGCAAAGUCAUUUACCAGUGGGUCUCUAGAAUGGAAUGACCAAUUCUCUCUUCACUCUUUAUGAGUUGAUUAGUGGCGAUGACACAGAAGGAGAAGAAUUCCAUGGGUUGGAUGAGGCCAUGCUGAUCAGAUCCUAGGAAGCCCUGCAGCAAGAACACAAAGCCGAAAUCAUCACACUGAACGAAAGCAGAGGCGGGAAAUUCUUUUAACAAACAAUUCUAUUUUGGUGUUAUCUAGCUGCCUGGUAGAACUACUUUAUGCUUUUAUAGCAAAUGGAAAAGCAUCAUCUCUAGGUGUUCUGUUACCUGUCAGAGCAGAAAGCCAGCCUGGACCCUGGAGAGCCAGUUCAUACCUCUGAUAAUAUUACACCUGGGUGACACCCUUGGAAAUAAGGGUUCUAUUUUUACAUUAUAUUGUAUAUUUCACAGGAAGCCUGUGUGUUAAGAAACUAUUUUCACUUCCUUGCAAAUAAAUUCUUAACAAGCCAUCUAAUGCAUUUUAUUAAAAGUAUUCAGCAUAUUCUGUUCAUUGUACUUGGUUUCCCCUAAACUGUUAAAUCCCUUUUUGCAAUACAACAGCAAGAUCCAACAGCCUGUGUUCCUAUAGCCUUGAGUGAAAAAAAACUCAAAACAUUGACAUCUGAAAGCUUGCGAGAUCAUGGCAAAGUCAACUGUCCUAGGCAAAAUAUAAACUAUUUAUUCAAUUCCAGUUUUUCAAUUUUCUUUUUGCUUGUCGGCCCAUUAAAAAUGAUCAAUAAAUUA
Xenopus laevis (African clawed frog) is the source of this 1158-nucleotide messenger RNA. RefSeq names its product vacuolar protein sorting 25 homolog S homeolog (gene vps25.S). Bases 212 to 436 code for a protein of 74 amino acids. Lineage: Eukaryota; Metazoa; Chordata; Amphibia; Anura; Pipidae. The transcript has 6 exons. The record is from RefSeq and is a predicted model, not a curated record.